This is a messenger RNA of Paramecium sonneborni, 2267 nucleotides long. NCBI's taxonomy places the organism in Eukaryota, Ciliophora, Oligohymenophorea, Peniculida, Parameciidae. The record is from the annotation of a GenBank genome assembly.
AUGCCAUAGAAUUAAUGUAAAUAGGUAUCACACAAUUUUAUUAGGCAAAAUGGAAUUCCUUUCUAGUCAGGAUUUAAGAGCUAAGAUUUUUGCUUAUGAGAAAAUAAAAUAUGGUUGUGAAUAUAUUAUCAAAUAUGAAGAACAACUUAAAUCUAAAAUGUCACAAUCUUAAUUAAAAUUAGAUAUUGAAGACUAUAAAAAUUAAUUCAAUAAAUUUAAUUAGUUAUAAUUCAUUUAAAAUUUUAAUGCAACAAAUGAAAUUGGUGAUUUUAUUAAAUUAGGUAUUUAAACUAAAUGACAAAAGAUUGCAUUUAAGUAAAUGAAAAACCAAAUGUUAGAGAUGAUUCUAUAUUAAUAGUUGAAUCUAUUAGAAGUAUACUAAAAGAAGUAGCUCUUCCAUUUAAAUUUCCUUAAUUAUUUGCAAACAGUUAUCAUAUAUUUGAUAAAAUUCUUCUAUAUGGAGUAAAAAUUAUCAUUAUCUAAGCCUCCUAAUUCUGGCAAAAAAUAUUUAGUUGAAUAUUGUGCUUCAAUUACUAACUCAACAUUUAUAAAUUUAUCAAUAUCGUAAUUAAUAAAAAAGUAGUUUGAUAAACCUAUUGGAUAUUUUUAAUAGAUUUUUAAUUAUGCUUUAAAGAUGUAACCCUGUAUAAUUUUACUCUAAGACCUCGAUUAAUUAAGAAACUAAAAUUUAAGUAUUAAUAGAAAUAAUAUGAAUAUCAUAACUGAGUUAUUAAUAGUAUUAGAUAAAUUAAAAUCAGCUGCUUUUCCAUAAUUUUAAGUCAUUGGAAUAACGAGUUAUCCUUGGAAAUUAGAACCUUCAGUCAGAAGAAGGUAAUAUUUUUUGAUAAAAAAAUUAGAUUCUCUAAAAGAAUCUAUAUACCAUUUCCAAAUAAUGAAUAAAUAUAAGAAUUUUUAAAAUAAAAGUUUUCAAACAUGAAAAAUAAUCUAACUUUGGUGUAGUUUGAAAAACUAGCAAAUUUAUUAGAAGGAUACACAAGUUGUGAUAUUUUCAAUAUUCUUUAAUAAGCUUAUGAGAAUGUUGAGAAUGAUAGGAAAUAAGAAAUGAAAAUAUAAUAACAAUACUAAGAACCUAUCUUAAAAAAUGUAAAAUUGAUUGUAAUUUAGGUUGAUAUUCUUGAUGUACUUAAAAAAUAUAAAUAAACGACUUCUUAAGAUUAUAUAAAAAAAUGUCUAGAUUGGAAAGCAACGUUUGAUUGAAAUAAAUAUUCAAUAUCAAUUUUAUUCUUAAUAUGCUUUAAUUAAAACUAAUGUAAGUUUCCUUAUUACUCAUUAAAUUGUUCACAAUAACUUAGAUCAGAGUAAAUUCCGAAUACUAAAAUUACAGUGGGCAGAAAGAGCUGGAUUUAUUUUUAUUAUAGAGUUGAAUAGGCUGAAUAUUAGGUAAUUAAUAAUUUUCUAAAUAGUUAUUAAUAGAAAAUGGCAAAUCAGAUGUUGGAGUGUCAUUGGUUCCUUUUAAUAUUUCUCAUUCUACAAAGCUACCUUCUUUUAAUUCUUACUUUAAUUUGAUACCUUAAGAAUACAUCUAUCAAGUGAAAUUAAAACGAUAAGGAAAUGAAUCUGAAUCAGUGCUAAUAAUUGGUUUCUAUAAUUUUAAUCAAACAUCAGAGGCAGAAAUCAACUUAUCCUUAGAGGAAAUAAUUACUGAAGAUGUUUUCCCAAUUUGGGGGAUUAUGGUUAUAAUUGGAGUAAUAGUUUUAGCAAUUUUGAUUAUAAUUUACUUGGCGAUCCAAUUUAGAAGAUAAUUAAAAGUGCUUUCUCUAGAUAUUCCAGAGAUUGGUAUAGAAAUUUUAGAUAAAUAUAUGCCAUCUAAAAAGGCUUAAGUGGAAAUGCUGAAUGACUUUUGUUGUAUCUGUCUUGUAAAUUAUGAAGAAAAUGAUAUUGUGAGAGAAACUCCUUGUAAUCAUACUUUUCAUGAUAAAUGUAUAAUUGAAUGGUAAAUUAUCUUAAAAUAUAUGUUAAGGUUUAAAAAGAAUAAAAAUUGCCCAUAUUGUAGAUUGAACUUUACUGAAGAGGAGUUUUAAAGAUUAAUGAUUUAAAAAUAAACAGAUACAAGUCCAGAAAAUAAAAAAAAUUAAAACUCUAAUUUUAUUUAAAGAGUUACAAGUUUAAAAAUUAUUUAAACAACAUCUCUGUAAUAAAGAAGAAAUCUAGAAGAUUCAAGUUCUUAAUUAAAUUAAUUACAAGAAGUUCCAUAAUAAAAUUUUGUUUAACCAUUUAAUAUUUUUGAUUAACUUGAUUAAAAUUGA